GAGAGGGGCUCAUUUGGCAAGACACACCUGACCAAGCAAGAUGUUCUCCUGCAGUAUUCCUACUCCUCAAGACCAUGACCCGAGGAAUCUGCAGGAUGAGGGUUUUUGGCAGCGAUUUCAACGUUGGUUCUUACCUCACCCCCACAACCUCCAGCCCGGUGGCAGGAGGCCCCCAAAGAGGUCCUGGCUGGGAAGAGGCCAGAAGCUGCUCAAUAAGGUGCUGUCCUCCAUCUCCCUCAAGGAGAGACAGGAGCACCAGGCAGCCAGCAGGUGCCAUUGCUGGUCAAAGGCUCAAAAGCAAUCUGAUAAGAUUGUGGUUAAAACAGAUGUUGGGUGGAGGGCCCAGGUGGACAUGGUGCAGAAGCUGGUAGACCGCCUGGUGCCUGCGCUCCUGGGCUUUGAGCCCGACUUUGUGCCCAACUUCCUGAGCAGCUACAGAGCCUUCACCACCCCGCAGCAGGUGCUGGACUUGUUCUUAGCAAGGUUUCCAUGGUUCAAUCCUGCUUCGGAUGGUGUAUUCCUGAACACAGUGAAACAGGCUAUUGCCUCUAUCUUGAACAUCUGGCUGCAGCAAUACCCCCAAGAUUUUAUGCAGCCCCCAAGGUAUUUGACUCUAAAUGUGCUGCUGGAGUAUGUGCAGCUCCACCUGCCUGGGUGCGGCCUUGAAGAGCUUGUCCAGGAUCUGCUGAGGCAGUUGAAGCAGUUGGAGCUCGCUGAGGCAGGACUGCAGGAGGAAAGUCCAGAGUUGGCACCUCCUCCCUGCCAGCUGCAGUUCCGCACCCGGAACACGCAUGCACCGCAGUUCUGGAGAGCUCUGAGGAGCAGGAGCUCACAGCAGCUCCCACUCUGGCUGGAAGCCCGGAGCCCCAGGAAGCUCCCACCACUCCGGCUGUAGCCCACUGCCUGAUCCCGGUCCAGAUCCAGACUCGAGUGCAGUCCCUGUUCUAGUGGGAACUCCAGGGCAGCACAGCCCUGAGGCCACAGGCCAGGAGCUGGAGCUAUUGGCUGCCCCACAGCUGGCCCAGUUCCUGGGCCAGAGCUUGCAGCCCACCUCGUUGCUAGGGAAUUGACUGUAAUCCUGAUG
Messenger RNA from Ochotona princeps (American pika), 1084 nucleotides. Its product is annotated as ral guanine nucleotide dissociation stimulator-like. Lineage: Eukaryota; Metazoa; Chordata; Mammalia; Lagomorpha; Ochotonidae. The coding region runs from base 41 to 895 and encodes 284 amino acids. The record is from RefSeq and is a predicted model, not a curated record. The transcript is spliced from 6 exons.